Coffea eugenioides is the source of this 798-nucleotide messenger RNA. RefSeq lists its product as uncharacterized. The transcript has a single exon. The record is from RefSeq and is a predicted model, not a curated record. Bases 1 to 798 code for a protein of 265 amino acids. Lineage: Eukaryota; Viridiplantae; Streptophyta; Magnoliopsida; Gentianales; Rubiaceae.
AUGAAUUUGACAAUGAUAUUUGGUAUCACAAAGAACUAUUUUUUCCAUCUGUGUGACUUGGGGAGAGGACCGAACUAUCCUGUGCUAUUGCUGCCAAAUGAUAUGAAACGUCUAAUACUCAAGGAAUGUGUCGGCAGGGGCAUAAGGUGCUUGUCAGAUGUUUUAAAGAAUAUUAUAAGUUUAAAUGACUUGUCUUAUUUGGAGAUUAGUGGUUUGGAUGGAAUAGAGUUCCUCUUGCAAUUUUCCUUCGCUCCUACUCCAUGUGAUCAGCUGGAAGUCUCGUCUUUUAGUCCAUUGCGAAAUCUGCAAGCCCUAAUGCUCAACAAUUUACCAAAUUUGGUUGGUCUCUUUUACAGGAAAAUAGAAGCAUGUCUUCUUCCUCUUGGCAUUUUUUCUUCCCUUACAAAGUUGUGGAUUUCUUAUUGUCACAACAUGAAGCAACUAUUCACAAUUCAAUUGCUGCAGAACCUUCAAAAUCUUGAAGAUUUAGAAAUCAGGAAUUGUGAAGGAUUGAAGCAGAUAGCAACAGAUGACAAUGGAGUGGGAAAAGGAGGAAAAGAAGGCAUCCAAUUGACUUCAAGUGAAGCCACCACCACUAUCAUCCUUCCAAAAUUAAGGAGGUUGCAUCUGACUUGGUUGCCACAGCUGAAGAACAUUUGCACGGCAGCCAUGAUCUGCGAUUCAAUCACGGAGAUUGAAAUGUUUGGUUGUCCAAAGGUAGAGGCUGCCUUUGUUUCUUCUCACCAUCAACGGACUACCAUCUGUUCCCAGUACUCUUCACAAAAUCAGGGGAGAUAA